AUGGAGGACACGGGUUUUGAAAUGGAACUUUCGUUCAGAUCGUUCAAUAUUUUGGGCAAAACACUGUUGCUGACUGAAGAGGGUAAAGAUGAACAUUUUUCUACCUAUACAACCAAAUGGGAUACAACCGGUAUUCUGAAGCCGACACAACGUGGUGAACGUGAAGAAGUACCAAUGGCAAUUCAGGUAAUUGUCUGUUUAUGUCAUCUGUUUUCAUCUCAGUGUUAUCCUAUUUUUCGGUUCAACAAAUCCGUUGUUUUUUUUCUAUUUCAUUAACU
Messenger RNA from Enterobius vermicularis (human pinworm), 278 nucleotides. NCBI's taxonomy places the organism in Eukaryota, Metazoa, Nematoda, Chromadorea, Rhabditida, Oxyuridae. The record is from the annotation of a GenBank genome assembly.